GCCAUGACAACACUGGGCCGCUGUCCUGGGUGGCCCUAAACCCACUUCAGGCCGAGGUCGGACCUGCUCUUCCUACGGUGCACUUUCUGGCUCCCGAGUGAGCUUCUUAGUACGGGCAUACGAGCUUUGGAGUUCUCGGCCGGGUCGCGGUUCGCCCAGGAGAACCUUGCUUCUCUCUAGUUAGCAUCCGGCGCUGACUGCCCCCACCUCCUCGAAGGUGACUGCCACAAAGGCCCCGGAACCACCGCUGUGCCGAGGGAAAGGACCGUGGGGCCAGCUUCUUCACGCGCAGCCUUGCAGCCAGAUGAAGCUCUUCAGGCCUUUGGUAACGCCAGCAUCCGAGAAGCCCAAAUAAGCAAACCCAAAGAAAUGUGUCAAGAAGGGUUGUCUAGACUCGCUCUGAGCAGCCACAGUAAACAGACCGAGUGCUCAAUGGGAGAGAGGAAGACACGAGCAACAGCCCCGGAAUUUAUGGACUCCUUGCUGGAGUGUCGAAGACACCCAAGCAGCAGCCUCCAGAAGGACUUUCCCCAGGUGAAAUCUGAGAAAAUCUGUCAGCCUUUGCAAAGAGAACAUCAGAAUCUCCAGGAGCCUGGGCAGCAGCCUAAAAAAUAUCUUACUCAGCGUCUGCUUGAAGACCUGGCUAAAGAUGCAGAGCCUCAGAACUGCCUCUUGAGGCAAGUGGAGUGCAUAGCACAGAGGCUGGGGGCGUCCCUGGAGGAAAUCCAGAGGAGAGCUGCGGAGCCACAAGAGAAGGAGAAAGAGCAGAGAAAGUUAGACGAUGUACUUGAAAAUGCACGACUGGAAAUUGAAAAAUUGAAAAACAAUCUGAUAAAACUGAAAGAAAGUGAUGCAACGGACUUACUGAAAGCAAAAGAACAUAACCAGAGGCUGGACGGGGAAAUUCUGGCUUUAAGAAACCGGGUUCGAUCGCUUGACUCCGAGAAAAAGUUGCUUGGAGAAAUGUACCUAACAUCUGGAGAGAAAGUGAACUGCCAGCAUCAAGGGGAAGUGCAGCAGCUGCGACAGAACCUGCACCGCCUGCAGAUCCUGUGCAACUCGGCUGAAAAGGAGCUGCGCUAUGAGCGGGGCAGGAGCUCGGACUUCAAACAGCACAACAGUUUGCUGCAGGAGGAGAACAUCAAGAUCAGAAUUGAACUCAAGCAGGCCCAGGAGAAGUUGCUGGACAGUGCCAGGGUGCAGUCCUCGCUCACAGCGGAGUGGAAGCACUGUCAGCAGAAAGUCAGGGAACUGGAGCUGGAAGGGCUUAGGCAGGCUCAGAGCAUUAAAUCCCAGCAGAGUCUGCAGGAAAAGCUGGCCCGAGAGCAGUCGAAGGUGGCCGAUGCACAGGAGAAGAUUUUGGACCUGCAGCAGAAAUUAGACCAUGCUCGACAAGUCUGCCUUUCAGAUGCUUGUAUUUUGCAUAAGAAACAACUAGAGGAUGAGAUCAAGGAAGCAAGGAGCAGUGAGGCUAGGCUGCAGCAGCAGUGUCAGGAGGAGCAGCAGAGGAGGGUACUCCUGGACCAGGACAUAAACGAGCUCCAGAAGCAAGUGAGAACCUUGCAGGAGAAGGAGAACCAGCUGGAGGCAACCAAUUCCCAGCAGCAAGAGGCUCUGCGCAAAGAGCUGGAAAGUGAGAGCAGAAAGUGUGAAGAGUACCUCAAGAGCAACCAGGAACUGUCAGAGAAGCUAUCAAGGUUACAGCAAGAAAAGGAUGCUCUCUGGCAAGAACGCGGGCGAAUUUUGGAGCAACUUGGUGAGCAAGUGAGAAACUACAAAGACAAACACCACUGUCACAAGGCCAAGCUUCAAAAGGUCAAGGACCGUCUAACUCAUGAGUUAGAAAUGCGAAAUAAGAGGAUUAAAGAACUCGAAGAAGGAACUGGGAAACUGCAACAAAAGAUUGAAAUGGAGAAGGAGUUCCAGGGCCAGAUAAUGACCCAAAAUGACAUCCUCCUCCUGGAAAAGAGGAAGCUGCUAGAGCAAGUCACAAAUCAAGAAGAACUGAUCUGCAGCAAUAAGUCCACAAUCUCUGCGAUCCAGAGCAAGGCAUUUUUACUGGAUAAAGAAAACCAGCAACUGCAGGAAAACUGCCUCCGGCUCAUGCAACAAAUCAGUCUCUUAGAACGCAUUAUAAGGAGCAUCCAGAUUCGCAGAGUGGAAGAAUCAAUAAUCAGUGACAAUGCUGCUUUUGAAAUACUCAAAAAGAUACUACCUUUGCCGAGCUCCAGUUUCUCAGGAACAGGUUUGGUAUUGUCAGCUGAAAAUCUCCGGGAGACUGAACUAAAUAAAUCAGAAGGAACAACAGCAAUUCCCAAGUCCCCUGAACCUCUUUCAUGUUCACAGAAUUCUGAAAGUGGAUAUAUAAAUGUGACUUCUCUAAAAGAGACAUACAACAUGCAAGGGGACCAAAAGCUAGGACUAUGACAUCACUGUUGUCUAAAGCAGUGCUAACUGAACCUAGAGACUCGGAGCAUGGAUGUAAAGACGGAAACUGACCUGGAGAGGCCUCACAGAACACCCUGGAAAGCAGCAAGGAGUCUUCAAAAUUGCUGACAAAACAGUCAUUAAAAACUUUCUAAAAAUGGA
Molecule: messenger RNA, 2589 nt
Organism: Myodes glareolus (Bank vole)
Lineage: Eukaryota; Metazoa; Chordata; Mammalia; Rodentia; Cricetidae
Gene: Ccdc30
Product: coiled-coil domain containing 30
Source: RefSeq, a predicted model, not a curated record